Molecule: messenger RNA, 412 nt
Organism: Fonticula alba
Lineage: Eukaryota; Rotosphaerida; Fonticulaceae
Exons: 3
Biological process (GO): rRNA base methylation
Cellular component (GO): small-subunit processome; nucleolus
Molecular function (GO): rRNA binding; rRNA (pseudouridine) methyltransferase activity
Source: RefSeq, a predicted model, not a curated record
AUGAAGCGUCUGAUCGUCAUCCUGGAUGGUGCUUCGCUCGAGACCGUGAAGGUCGGUAAGUCCGGCAAGUACGAGCUGCUCAACUGCGAUGACCAUCAUCACAUCCUGAGCCGCGCCAAGCGCUCGGCCUCGGACUACCGCCCGGACAUUGCGCAUCAGUGUCUGCUCACCCUGCUGGAUAGCCCGCUGAACAAGGCAGGCCUGCUGCAGGUGUACAUUCGCACGGACAAGGGUGUCCUCAUUGAGAUCAACCCGCAAACCCGCAUUCCCCGCACGUAUCCUCGCUUUGCCGGUCUGAUGGUCCAACUCCUACACAAGCUGAGCGUGCGGGCGGCCGACGGCCCCGAGAAGCUGCUCAAGGUCAUCAAGAACCCGGUGACUGAUCACCUGCCGAUCGGCGUUCGCAAGUUCU